GAUUGGUGGAGCGAGAGUGCUGGCCACCGCCGAUUGGUUUCGGAGGAAUCCGCCCCGUAGACGUCCGUGGGGCGCACAGUCUCAGUUGUCCGCUAGUUUCCUGCCGGCUGCUGGCAUUGCGUUGUAAUCAUGGUGGACGUGAUGGAGUCGCCCAAGGUGCGCAUCAACGCCAGCAUGCUAGCUCAGUUCAUAGACCAGCCCGUUUGCUUCGUAGGGAAGCUGGAGAAGAUUCAUCCCACUGGGAAAAUGUUUAUUCUUUCAGAUGGAGAAGGAAAAAAUGGAACUAUUGAGUUGAUGGAGCCUCUUGAUGAAGAAAUCUCUGGAAUCGUGGAAGUAGUUGGAAGAGUAACGUCCAAGGCAACCAUUAUGUGUGCAUCUUACGUGCAGUUUAAAGAAGAUAACCAUCCUUUUGAUCUUGGACUUUACAACGAAGCUGUGAAAAUUACCCAUGAGUUCCCUCAGUUUUUUCCUUUGGGGGUUGUGCAGUAUGGUUGAACUUGAUGAAUUUUUUAUGAUUGCCAAUGAGCUACAUUGAAGAUUAUUAAAGGAGGCCCCUGAUAUUUAAAGGAGAGAUUCCUGUGAUUUUUAAUACUAUUUGUUCUCUUUUUAAUUUCAUUUACCUAACGUUAUUAGAUAUUCCAGUAUGGCAUUUUCAACAGAACUGGUUUAUUGACAGUUCUCACCUAAGUCCUCAUAAAGAAUCAUUUCUCUGGCAUAUGGUCAGAUUGGAUGCAAGAAAAAAGCAGCUGGCUGAAUUUAGUUUUCUGUUUUAUUAAUAAAAGUUUAAAUGAUACA
This is a messenger RNA of Delphinapterus leucas (beluga whale), 795 nucleotides long. It is a transcript of the gene RPA3, whose product is annotated as replication protein A3. Gene Ontology annotation, cellular component: DNA replication factor A complex; nucleus; site of double-strand break. Gene Ontology annotation, biological process: mismatch repair; DNA replication; double-strand break repair via homologous recombination. Lineage: Eukaryota; Metazoa; Chordata; Mammalia; Artiodactyla; Monodontidae. The record is from RefSeq and is a predicted model, not a curated record. Gene Ontology annotation, molecular function: damaged DNA binding; single-stranded DNA binding.